Messenger RNA from Onychomys torridus (southern grasshopper mouse), 958 nucleotides. It is a transcript of the gene Smim17, whose product is annotated as small integral membrane protein 17. The transcript has 6 exons. Bases 377 to 706 code for a protein of 109 amino acids. NCBI's taxonomy places the organism in Eukaryota, Metazoa, Chordata, Mammalia, Rodentia, Cricetidae. The record is from RefSeq and is a predicted model, not a curated record.
GUGCUGGGAAGGGUGCCGAGAGCGGUGUUCAGGUCGGCGCGAGGGUGGACUGGCAUCCGUGGAUCUGAUAGGCGUGCUGUGUGGCUUAGUGACUUUCACAAGUGUGGCCACAGACUCCCAAGAUGAGUGAGGAUGGCCGAAUCUUGCCCAGUGGAGUUUGUACCGGAAGGUGAUACUGGACAACUACAGGAACCUGGCUGCAGUGGAUGUGAUCCUGUUACUGUAUGAAGAGAGGGAGCCGUGGAUCUAAAAGGAGAGGCAUCCAGAGGUGCGCGCCCGGUCCUUAGGUUUUGAAUCCUGUGCCUGAGGAACAGCCCUGGACACUGAAACGGAGAAGUCGAAGGCUGCCUCGGAAGCCCCGCCUCCUCCUGAGGAGAUGCAGAACCUCAGGACUGAGCAGGCACAGGGUCUUCUACCUCGCGACAACAAGGUCUGGGAGAAGCCAUGCCAGCCCACCUUCCCCAAGGACUGGGAGGCUGUGGAUGUCGGGGCCUCGAGCUGCGACAGCGAUGAGAAAGAUGUGUCUUCUCAAGACACUGGGCUGUCUCAGGAAUGGAGUUCAGUAGAGGAAGAUGAUGAGUCAGAGGACUCCCAGGGCUUUAUGGAGUGGUCCAAAGCUCCACAGCAAACAACCAUUGUGUUGGUAGUAUGUGUGCUGUUCUUAUUCUUGGUUUUAACUGGGAUGCCCAUGAUGCUCCACAUUUAACGAUCACAGUAGCUGCUGUAUGGAAACGUAAGCCCUGUGUCACCUUAAGGAACUGUCCUAGCUCGAAACCAGGAAUGGGUAUGGAACAUUAUGAAACGUCUUUCAAACAUCCAUUAAGAUGAGUUUAGUAUGAUCUUUAAUUUAUUUAUUUUAAAGAUUUAUUUUUAAUUAUGUAUGUGCUUUGUGAGUGCUUUGUGAGUGCAGUUCCUGCAGAGGCCAGCAGAGGGAGUCUGAGCCCCUGCAGCUGGAGUU